UGCCACAAACCAAAUACGACUUCUAGUCCAGUUGCAUUCGAAGGUAAACACACUCCUCACUUGAAGUCGUCGCUGCGAAGUGCAUUCCUUCUUUCAUAUCUUCCUGCUGCUGCCUCAUUCAUCGGUGCAGGAAUGGCCAGAUACCUAGGAGGAUUACUGGCGCUGCUUUUUGCUGCUUCGAUCUGCGGAGCCGUCACGAUUCCUGGCCCCGUCUCUGAUGCUCACCGUUCCGCAGCAUCGGAGCUCUUCGGUGACUCAUUUUCAAGUUUAGAAGAUGCGUAUGAGGCCCUCAGAGUUUUUGAGAUUCUUGGGGUUGGGAAUAAGCCUGAUGUGAGCGCAACCACGUGCAAGCAAGUAGUGGAAAAUCUAGGGUCCUCAUCCCCUGUGAAGGAUUUGUUCUAUGCAUUAAAGGUUAAUGGCAUAUUAAAAUGCAAGGUUAAUGCGGACGUUUUCAAGGAUAUUGCUGUGAGGCUUAAAGCCACUGUCAAUGAUGCAAGCACUUUGGUUGACAUGUACUAUUCAAUAGGAAGUUUGGUUCUUAUAAAGGACCAGGCUUCUGAUGUUGAUGUGCUUCUUGCUGAUGCAGAUGGAACCUUCCAUUCAAUCAAGGCUCUGAGCCAAAGUGAUGGAAGAUGGCGCUAUAGUUCUGAUAAUCCAGAAUCUAGUACCUUUGCUGCUGGGUUAGCACUUGAAGCAUUGGCUGGAGUGAUCUCAUUAGCAUCUUCUGAAAUUGAUCUUUCUAGGGUGAAUACAGUGAAAAAUGAUAUAUUGAAGCUUUUUGACAGCAUCGAGAAAUAUGAUGAUGGAACCUUCUAUUUUGAUGAGAAAUUUGUUGGUGGACGUGAGCAUCAGGGUUCUCUUUACACAACUUCAUCUGUUGUUCGAGGGCUCACAACAUUUGCUUCUGCAAUUUCUGGAAAAAUAAAUCUUCCAGGGGAUAAAAUUUUGGGUUUAGCAAAAUUUUUCCUGGGUAUUGGAAUCCCAGGUGAUGCCAAGGACUUCUUCAAUCAAGUUGAAUCAUUAUCUCUUCUGGAGAACAACAGGAUUUCCAUCCCAUUGGUACUGUCACUUCCUGAAACAGUUUAUUCAUUAUCCAAAAAAGAUCAGCUCAAGGUUAGGGUGAAUACAGUACUUGGUUCAGCUGCACCACCGUUAACAGUUAAGCUAGUCCGAGCUUUCCGCCCUGAUGCUAAAGAUUCAGCUGUUUUUGAGAACAAGGAGCUCCAAUAUGAUAAAAGUAAUGGAAUUCAUGUCUUGGAAGUUUUCCCAGGCAAUGUGGAUGUGGGAACUUAUGUGUUUGUUUUUGAGAUUGUACUUCACGACUCUGCUGGUGAAAAAGUUUUUGCUACUGGAGGUCAAAUUCAUGUACCAAUAUAUGUCACUGGCAUUAUUGAAGUCAGCAAUGCAGAAAUUGCAGGUCUUGACAGUGAUCUUGGAAGUGUUGAAACCCAGAAAAAGCUAGAUUUGGCUGGAAAUGUUGUUGUUGAACUCUCAGCUAACCACUUGCAAAAGUUGCACUUUUCUUUCCAAUUGACAACACCGCAUGGUCAUGCUUUUAAGCCUCAUCAGGCAUUUUUCAAGUUGAAGCAUGAGACAAACCAUGAACACAUCUUUGUGAUUGGAAAUACUGGCAAGAAGUUUGAGAUUGUUCUGGAUUUUCUUGGUUUGGUGGAGAAGUUUUAUUAUCUGUCGGGCAGAUAUGACAUUGAGCUGACCGUCGGAGAUGCUGUCAUGGAGAACUCUUUCUUGCGGCCACUGGGUCAUGUUGAUUUAGAACUUCCAGAAGCUCCUGAGAAGGCAUCGCGUCUUCCUCCACUCCCUGUUGAUCCUUACUCAAGAUAUGGUCCCAAAGCUGAGAUAGCCCACAUAUUCAGGGCUCCUGAAAAACGACCACCCCAGAACCUCUCUCUUACUUUCUUGAGUUUAACUCUUCUUCCAUUUAUUGGCUUUUUAGUUGGGCUGUUACGCUUGGGGGUGAACUUUAAAAAUUUUCCAUCUUCAGCAGCACCUGCUACAUAUGCUAUCCUAUUCCAUCUCGGCAUCGCUGCAGUUCUAUUCCUCUACGUACUUUUCUGGUUGAAGCUGGACUUGUUUACUACACUUAAAACUGUAGGACUUUUGGGUGCUUUUCUCAUGUUCGUGGGGCACAGAAUUCUCUCCCAUCUCGCUUCAACUUCAUCCAAGUUGAAGUCUGCAUGAGUAAAAGGUCUAUUUAUAAAGACAUGAUAUGGUAAUUUGUGUUUUUCCUUGAAAAUAUGGUACUAAUCCAAUUUUGUAGGACUUUGUUGUACUAGUUCGUAACAAAUUUAGAGCUCAAUUAUAUCAAAAAGAAAUUUUCUUUAUCUUGA
Vigna unguiculata (cowpea) is the source of this 2348-nucleotide messenger RNA. It is a transcript of the gene HAP6, whose product is annotated as ribophorin II (RPN2) family protein. NCBI's taxonomy places the organism in Eukaryota, Viridiplantae, Streptophyta, Magnoliopsida, Fabales, Fabaceae. Gene Ontology annotation, biological process: protein N-linked glycosylation. The record is from RefSeq and is a predicted model, not a curated record. Gene Ontology annotation, cellular component: membrane; oligosaccharyltransferase complex.